UCAAUAUUUAAUGCUUAGAGAUUGUAGCUCCAAAUGAGUCAUAUCAGGGGACUGCUGGAACCAAUCUGCUUCUGCACAGGGCUGCUAAUUAUUCAUGGGCUCCUGCCUCUAGCUCUUUCUUGUGCACAGCCCCUCUCUGCUGACUCAGUGCCUUAUUUAGUCUGCCUCUCCACAGCUCUAGCCGGACCCUUUGCAUUCACAGCCUCUCAGCCUCUGCAUCCAACACCCUCACCAUGGCUAAAACAGCAAUAGGUAAGGACACCACUAUAUGACUAUAGCUUCUUAAAUCUACUAGAUGGCAGGAAAAGGGAUUCAGGAAGAAUGUUUCUAGAAAAGGCUUGUUUAAACAAUACAAUAGCUGAGAAGGGAUGGGACCUGCCUAAGAGAUCUCCAAUAUAUGGAUCCUUUAAGUAACCUCUUCAGAAUAUAUAUGUGAAUAUAUAUAUAUAUAUACACGCGCACACAGACAUAUAUAUAUAAAUAUGAAAAAAAAAAUAUAUAUAUACCGUUAAUUUAUAAAUACUGUAUAGAACUGUGCGUGGAACUGUUGAAAAUACAUAUUUCUAUUUUUCUAUUUUUCUAAAGAAAUUAUUGCAAUAUUUGCAGUAGGGAUGCAGUCUGCUAGCAUAUUGCAUACAAUGACACCUCCAGUAUAAAAUGGCUUAGAUUGAUUUAGGCUGGUGAGCCAGACACGCCCAAUGUAUACAUGUAUAACUUUAUAUACAGUAUUUUCCUAAAAAUUUCAUUAGAAUGUCAGAUCACUCAGUGUAUAUUGGCUUUAAUCUUUGAUGUACAGCUAGACUGUCUUUGCUAAAUUAAGGGAUACAUUGAGAGAAUAUACAAAGGAUGUUCCCCCCCCCCCCCCCCUUUCCCAUCCCCAUGUCUAUAAGCCAAAUGCUACAGCACAAUGCAGAGAGACCCCACCCAUGUGCUUCUCUCUUGUUCACAGUCAGUUCAAUAGGAAGCUGCCCCCUCACCUCCCUAACAUUCUGUGUUCUCUCUGUUAUAUUAGAGGGUGAACACCUAGUUCGUGUUGCUACAUUUUGAUUGAUUUUGGCCAUAUUUUAUGCAAAGACAUUUUGCAAAGCCAGUUCCAUUUUCUAAAUCAACCUGGUUGCUAUUAAAUUUGAAAAGCAAUCAACAUAAAUUCUACAUUGGGUUGACUUGAUCUUUUAUUUUCAUGUUUUGAAUUUUUUUUUCUUCAAAUUUUUCAGAGGAAUCAUAAUAAUAUGCAUCACACACAAAAAAACUAAUUUCACUGUGUUUGAGAUGUUUUCAUAUUUUUUUAUUGUAUCAGUUUUUUUAUGGAACAUACACAGUAGUCAUGUCAUACAAUUAAACAUUAACCCCCUCCCCCCCAGAUCAACUGUGAUUAUUUGUCUCACAGUACCAUGUUUUUUGCUUUUAAAAUCUUUAUUUAUAUAUUGUAUUUUAUUUACUUGAGUCUUCAAACCAAAAAAGGCAGAUGAACGGCAGAUAGACUUUAUGAAUUAUUAUAUGUUUUCAUACAUAAGAAAUAUUAAAGAACAUAUAUAUGACAUAUAUGAAUAUCGGUUUUUUUAGAGACAAUGUAAUUUUUUUAUAUUACAGUAUAGCCAAGCAAUAAAAACAACCUACAACCUUGGAAAUCCAUUGAAAGGACUGAAAGAGAUAAUUUUAGGCAUUUCACCAUUAGCUUGGAAUUCUAGAAUCCAUUAAUGCCAUUUUAAGAUCAUGUCUUGCAAUAUAAAGAUACUUAUGAAAUCCAUCAACUGUGAAUGAUAACGAAAUUGUCAGGAUAAUGCAUUUAUAAUCACAUAGAACAUAUUUCAUUGGCAAAAGGCAAGAUAACAAGUGAUAAUGCUAUAUUUUUUUUUUUUUUGCCUGACUGAUAGCCCUUAGAGGUUGCCAGUGGAUGGGAGAGGCCACUAUGACAGCUAUAUAUGUAAAUUAACGAAACCUGGAGCUUUGGGAGAAAAGCCAGCCCUGCAGUGCCAAACAUAUCAUCUCCUCCCUAUUGCAGCAGUCUGAUUAUCACUAUUGAUAAUUUGUAGCAUAUUGGGGAGUGAUCACUACAAAAAGGCCACAAUCCUAAACAAUGACAUUGUGUAAAUUACAUUAUAUGGUCAGGGAAUUUAUGUAGGAAUAAUCAUGCAUUUAUCUAUAUAGUGCAUAGAGCUGCUUUCGUUCAUUUCAUUUAACCAUGGAAUAGUGACAACAAGUCUAUUUUUAAGAAUUCUGUUAUAAAUUUACGACAUAUUGCUUAUUAUAAUAUUAUAUACAUAAUAAAAUAUAUCACAAUUUAUUAAGCAACGUUUUAAUAUUAAAUGUUAUAUGAAAUUAGCUGUUUUAGAGGUGUAUAUUUUUAUUUGAUUUUUUGAAAUGCAUAUUAAAGUUUGUUUAGAACACACAAGAACAUGUUUUUCAAGUUGUUCCAGACAAAGGAUCGAUGUUCCAUAACGAAAGGCUUAAAUCCAUUGCAGAUUGGAUUUCAGUUUUAUGCUAAUGUUUGGUUAUUGACAUUCCAUGGAUUUUACAAAAAAUUGGAUUUGCAUUUUUGCUCUUGGGAGUGUAACAGAUUGAUCUUCAUCAGUAUACCAGAAAAGGGCUGGGUAAAAUACUGCCACCUAGGGAUCAAGAGAGAAACAACAUUUUUUAAAGGCACUAGAGUAGGACUUGAAUCCGCAAGACUUGGAUAAACUGCAAUAUUAAUUAUUUUAAGGGGCCUGUGCCCAAUUCAGAAGGUAAAACAAAAAAACUUAAGCUUGAACCAAUAAUAAUUCUUAUCUACACAAAAGAACACAAUUCAAACAAAUUUUUUUAUGCUUCUCAAAAUUUAUUUCCUAUCAGAAUCUCAAUAUACAUGAAUAUAAACUACACGUUUUACUGAAUACAUGUAUUAUACUUAUUAAACACGUGUUGCUUUUUACCUUUGCAGCCAUACGGUAUGGGCUAACAAUAUUAUUUGAUUGGAAACUAGCAACAUCAAAACAGAUUAGCAUUAAAGUACAGCAGAUAAUAGCACGAAACAAUAGCAGAAACAAUCUUAAAUAAUUGAGGAAACCUAGCUAUUUAAACCAAUGUUUUUCAGUUUGUCAAUGUGAAUAUACUAGGAUAGUUUAUAUUAGCAGUUCUAAGGGACCGACACUGUAGGAAGAUACGUGUUAUAUGGUCAUUUCAGAACACGUUAAACGAUGACCGAAGAAAAUGCAUGCAAAGUUGUUUAAUAAGAACCUCAUUGAGUUGGAACUUUAGGUCCAUCUAAAAUGACAGACCUAUUGCUGAAUUAAACCAAUACGAGAAAGACCUACCGAAAUGUUAACAUUUACAAGGCCUUUUUCUAAAGUGGGAUAGCAAAGUGAGUUUCAAAUUUAAGAUUAGAAUAGGCACAUUUAAAAAAAAAAAUCUCUAAAUCAGCAUGCUUUCAGUUUGGCAACUCUGGAUUUAAAUUUACAUUUUCCUUUGAAUUUUCAUUUUAGUAAAUUGCCCUGUUAAUUCUAAAAUUUCAGGAUUUUAAGUAAAAAUAUAUAUUUUUUUUCUUAAUGCGAGCAAUUUGUUAGUACAGGGAUGUUGCAGAGAAAUAGAAGUAAUCCACACUAAUUAAUCCUGAAAAGCUUUUUUAUUAUUAUUAUUUGAGUAUAUGAAUAAUUAAAACAGUGAUGCUGGCAAUAGUUAAGACCCUUUCCUUCCUUUAGUUUGUGAUCUAUUUAAUGCUCCACUGCCCCAAGAUUUUCCAUCCUUCCUUUAUACAUUUUCCUUUCCUGGGCAAUGACAAAGGACCAUACGGUUGGCCACGUGUCUUUCCAGGGUGUGUCUGCUCUGUUACAAUAAUGUAUUAGGAUUAUUCUAAAACUUGCUUUCUACAUUAAAAAUGCUCAUUUUUGAAAAGGUAGAAUUUUAUUUUACAAAUUCAUUGGAAUUUUUCCUAAUACAUACCUCAUGAUUAAUAUGGAACAUCUGGAACUCCAGUUGCAUAAUAAUAGGUCUCAUGUGAUGUUCAGCAAGCCUUCUGUGAACUGUAGACCUCAUUAUACAGAAACAGAAAUUCUAGACGUUAGCAGUGCACAUUUUACAUUUUGCAGUUAGACAAUGAGGUUGGAAAUGAAAGAGAAAAAGUGACAGUGCAUUGACAGGUAGCCUAAUGAAGACAGUAAGCCAAGAAGAGAAACAUUAUAUCUGCCAAUUAUUAAUAUCUUGCUAUCGUAUCUAAUUAUGACAGUAAUAUAUUGCUUGUUAGCUGCAUUACAACUAACAUUUAAUAUUUCUAUCUGUCUUCUCCGACUUACAUGCUUGGAGACAUACUACAUACAUCAUAAAACCAGAUAGAACAGGACUAAUCUUCUAGACACACUCCUUCUACAUUCAUUAGCAGGUUCUGUUCUACACAAUAGUAUUCAUCAGCCUUACUUCGAAAGCCACCACUAUAGUAUCUUAAUAAUGGGCAACACCCUCCCUAGUCUUAGCUGCCAUAUGCUUUUCUAGCCUGUCUCUACUUUUAAAGACCCUCUUUUCUGGAGGUUAUCUGGAUAUGUAACAUAAAUAUCCCAUUUAGAUAUAUAUCCUUCUAGCUCUUAAUCACACUAGCUUAUUGCACUAGCUGUCAUCAUGACAUAUUGUUUGGGCCUCCUAGACAUGGUGCGUGACAAUCUUUUUUUCUUUUCCAGUUUACCACUUUCAAGUUUACAUUUGAACGUGCACCUUUCAGCAUCCUUGCAAAAGGCCGUACACCAGGGGUGCCAAAUAUUAGUUCCCCAGAUGUUGUAAAACUACAACUCCCAUGGUGCUUUGCAUGCAUUUAGAAUGCCUUUAGAAUGACAAAGCAUCAUGAAAGGCAUAGUUUAAAACAUCUAGAGAUCUAGCUUUUGGGAACCUAUAUGUACACCAUCAUAACAAUAUUCACAGCUGUGGCUCAAUGGAUUUCUAAUGGUAUUUUAGAUAUGUAGAUUUCAAAAGGUUCACCACUUAUGAGUUUGUUUUUUCCAGAAGGAUUUUACAUGUUUGGAACAGAUGGCUAAUACAGUGUGACUCCCCACUGAAAAUUCCCCACAAUUAAAACCUACUUUUAAACACUUUUCAAACUACUUAUGUCCUAAAUCCAUAGGGAUAAUUCUUCCAACCAAGACAAGUGCUUCAUUGUCAGAUUCAGCCUUGAAAAAUUAAGAAUGAACAAAAAAUUAUAUCCAGCACACAUCAAUAAGUGAAACACAAUUGCAAAUUUAUUGACGUCCCAAAUCCAAACUGAACAAUGUUUCAACCUAACAAUAAUUUUUUCCAGGGGGAAUAAAAAGUCACACUUAUUUUGGGCAGAAUCUAGAGUAAACAUUUUGACAGAGGUCAUACAUUUCCUGUUAAUUUUACAGUGGAUUGAUGGGAGCUAAUUUGAUCAAGUGUGAAUUCGCAGAUUCUGGUUGGCUACUGGCAUUACAAGCCCUCAACAGUAUAUAUUUUUUUUUUUUACUUAUAUUGAUAGGUAUUAUGGUGUUUAAAAAUUGUGAUGCAAUUAGAUGAUGGCCACCUCAACAAAAAAAAUGACAAUAGUAAUUAGAGUUGCAUCCCUAUAGGUUAGUACAUAUUAUGAAAGAUGCUUAGCCUGCAUAAUCUGUGCAUUGUGGAAGAUAAUUGAUAUCAUCAGGCUUAGUCACUGAAGUGAGCAUUACUGGGAUAUUCAAAAUGAAUUAAAAGUGUAUUUCACAUUUUAGACCAAAAUAGCCAAACUGGAGCCAUAGGUGACAGAUAUUUUUUACUAAUUCAGCUAUUUUGUCUUUAAAUUUGAAAUUAACUUUGGAUUCCAGGCAUUCUCAUUUUAGUAAAUAAUGCUGUAUAAGUGCUUUGCUUUAAUAUUACCAAAUUUGUUCCUUCUCUUGGUCAUCUACAUUGACUUUUUUUGUUUAUAUAUUACAUAAGGCCAACUUAUUACACCAAGUCUGAUUGUCAUAUAAGGCUUGAAUACAUGUCUAAAAUUAACUGAAUGAAGGACAACAUGGAUAGUGAUUAUGGUGGAGUUGCAGGUUGGAACGUGGUACGUGGCCACCAAUUGUAAAGUGUAUUGUGCCCAACUAUUAAAGAAGUAAUAAAAGCACUACCUACCAAGCUGUCACCGUAGCUCCAUUGGGACACAAGCCUAUUGAGGAAGAGGUGGGCAAGCCUUGAUCUGCUUGAGGCAGAUCCCAAUUGAGUCUCUACACACUGCUUUUAGUCUGCCCCUCACUUGUCUCUAUUUGGGAGAUGCUUGGUCAUAUUUUUCAUAUUUUCGUAUUUCAUGUUGUAGAUACCUAGACCUUGUAUAAAUGCACCUGAAUUUCUUGGCUGUGUACUCUAGAUCCUGGUGUUUUAUUUCAAUGUGUUUUGUUAUACCUCCUUGAUGCGUUAAUUUGUGGUCUGUUUAUUGUGGACAAUACCCCUCUUCUAUAUAUGCUUUAUUCUCAGUAAGUGGUCGAUGAUUUCUAGAUAUUCUAUUGGAAGGUUUCUAAAACCAACAUUGAGGAGAAAAAAUAUGUACUUUGUUUCAUACAUACAAAGUUAUGUCUGAACAUUUUCCUAAUCUAGCUAAGCAUUGCUGUUAGCCCAUUAAUUUUGACUUACUGUGUUAUCCUUUGGAAUAUUUUAAUAUAGAUAAAUUGUAGCAAAUGUAGAAAAUAAUGAAACUUGCAAUUACAACUUACUGUUCUAAAUUAGAACAAUGUGGAACAAAAAGAACAUAUAUUCCAUGUACAUAAAAUCUCUCACACAGGGGUUAUUUACUAACGUUUACAGUAAAUUCAAAGUGAAUUUCACAUUUUAGACCAAAGUAUCCAAAAUUGAAGCACAGCUGACUUGGAGAAUGUUUCCAAAUUGGCUAUUUUGACCUUCAUUACUAAAUUCACUUUGAAUUCCUGAAAAGUCUCACUAAAUAACCCCAAUUAUGUCAUCAAUUAAAAAUAUAUAUUAGUCUAUUUCCCUAUUUAUAAUUUAUUGCAUAUACAGUUUGAUGCAUCUGCUUUAUCUCAACGACAAAAAUUUCAUGUAUUCUGCCUAUGUUGUCAUUUGCACACACAAAGAAACAUGUUGAAUUCUGUUAGGCCCAGAUAUUGGGAUUUCCUUCUGAGUCAUAAGCGCCACACAGCCUCCGAGAGAGCAGUUGUCAAUAUUGGGUGAUGGGAAUCUCGUAGAAGCGGGUGUAUGCCACCCACCCUGGGCUACCAAGUCUACCUCCACCACUGCUAAGACAGCAGCUACACAGCUACUUUCCUGACAAUAUUUGUGGUAGGCCCUGCACCAGGUCAAUUAGUCAAUGGUAAAUGUUGCAUUCUGUGAGCAGUUGGUGGGUGUUACUGGUUUUCAACAUUCUAUUUGAAGAGCAUGAUUACGUUUAAGGAUAAUCUUAUGCAAAUGUCUCUGAUGUUACAGCUACCUUCUCACUGUUAUACAAUAUGGAUCAUUAAAUCACACAAACAUUGCUUUCAUUAGCUGCAGGAAAUUGUUUAUCAAUUGAUUCAGACAGAUACCUAGACAUACGUCUGCGUUAUUUAAUGGUUGUGUCUUUCAGUGACCUUCAUGUAUAUGGUAUUAUGUUUGCUAUAGAUUCUCAUUGUUGAUGUUUUACUAAUUAAAUUAGGCUUGUGUAUAUAAAGUGUCUCUGACUUCUAAAAAUCAAAUUGACUACUAAAUAUUUCAAUAUGGCUCCUAAAUUUGACAAUCCCUACCCUACUGAAGUUUAGAUAUUUAUUGCUGACAAUUAUCAGGCUUUCAGCCGACUACAAGCCUAAAGAGAAUGAUGUAAUUUGCACUGUGCAGAAUGGAUUAGAGCAGGACUGGUAAAUUAUUUUAUUGAGACAAAUGACUGUCAUAUUUGAUUGCCUUGAAUAAUAAAUAGGUGUUAAAAGUAUUUUAAAUUACAUUUGUGGGGUACUUAGGUCUUUAUAUAUUAUUUCAUGAAUACAAAUGAGCAAAGAGGGCAAGCCUAUUGGGAAGAAACUGUGAGGGCCAGAAUAAUCUUUAAGAAAAUGGUAGCAGCUAACAAGUAGAAUAUGAAUUGCUAAUCAUAGAGUAGAUGGUUAUUCAAUCAACUUUACUACAUAUUUAGAUUAUUUUGAGGACCUGAACCCAAAUCGGCUUUGGGCUGUGACCUUCUAGCUGUUGUGGACUACAGUUCCCAUUAUGUUAUUCCAAUGUUUUUCUGCCCAAAACAGAAUAGUUAGUGGUAGUUUAGUCAUAUUUAGUCCAUAUUGACUUCAGAAUAACAUUGAGCUAGAGAGAUAGCUGAUUUUUCACCCAAGGGGACUCAAAGCACCAUAUGCUUUCAGAAUGAAUCCAAAUUGUCAGCCAAUUAAUAGAUUAUGCUGCUAGAGGUCAUGUUCUAAAAAUAUAGGAUAUCCUUAGGGUCACCACCCCUUUCCAUCUGCUAACCAACUCACACUUUUAACCAACCGCCACUUCAAAUUUGUUGUUAAGCUAACUAUAACUUUACACUCUUUCUCUUUACAUUGAUCAGUUACAACAUUAAAACCACUGACAAAUGAAGUGAAUAACAUUGAUUAUAUUGUUAAAAUGGCACCUGUCAAGGGGUGGGAUAUAUUAGGUGGCAAGUGAACAGUUAGUUCUUGAAUUUUUUGUGUUGUAAGCAGGACAAAUGGGCAAGAUCUGAGUGACUUUGACAAGAGCCAAAUAGUGAUGGCUAGAGAACUGGGUCAGAGCAUCUCCAAACUGGCAAGUCUUGUGGGGUAUCCCUGGUAUGAGUGGUUAGUACCUACCAAAAGCGGUGCAAGCAAGGACAAUGUGAACCGGAUCAUUGGUUACCAAGUCUCAUUGAUGCACAUGUGGAAGGAAGGCAAGCCUGCCUGGUACAAUCACACAGAAGAGCUACUGUAGCUCAAAUUGCUAAAAAAAAAAAAAAAAAACCUUGCUGGCUAUGAUAGAAAGGUGUCAGAGCACACAGUGCAUUGCAGUUUGCUGCAUAGCCCAUUAUGACCCAUUUCCACCUUCAAAAGCACAUUCAAUGGGGAAAUGAGUGGACCAUGGAGCAAUGGAAGAAGGUGGUCUGGUAUGAUGAAUUACAUUUUCGUUUAGAUCAGGUGGAUGGCUGGGUUAUACCUGGGGAAUAUAUGACAACAGAAUGCACCAUGGGAAGAAGGCAAGCUGGCAGUGUUAUGCUCUGGGCAAUGUUCUGCUGGAAAACCUUGGGUCCUGGCAUUUACGUGACUGCUACUUUAACACGUACCAACUACCAAGAGAUUGUGGCCCGUUCAUGGCAAUGGUGUUCCAUGAUGACAGUGGCCUCCUUCAUCAGGAUAAUGCACCCUGUCACACUGCAAACAUGGUUCAGGAAUGGUUUGAGGUAUUGUCUUGGCCUUCAAAUUCCCCAGAUCUCAAUCCAAUUGAGCAUCUGUGUGAUGUGCUGGAACAACAAACCCAAUCCAUGGAUUCCCCAACAUGUCUUGGUGACAGAUACCACAGGACACGUUCAGGCAUGGUAUGCUCAACAGAAAAUAUAAAUGCAUUAUAUUGUCUAAAAUAUGUAAAUAUAACCAUUUGGGUAGAUUUAUACAAUAUAGCAUUAAAAAGUAGCAUUAUUGGAAAGUAAACAUUUUUGUGGGUAAAAUAUUUCAAAUAUAAAUAUUUGUCUAUUAAACCCUCAUAAUUAAUUCUGUUAUAAAGGAUAGAAUCUCCAAUCUUUUAUCCCAAUGUGUUCUUGGUAGAAUAAAAUGUAGUGUAUGUUUCAUGUAUACUUCUGCACAGCAAGAAAAUUUGGUUCAGCCAAACAAGCCAACUUUUGACCAUAUGUCGGUAAGGUUCGGCAGAAUUUCACUACUGAAAACACAAUUUUGAAAUUAAUCUCAAAUUUUAAUAUCUACUAAAAUACUGAAAUAAGAACUGUUAAAGGGGUAAGAAUCUUUACCUUGUUUUUUGUUGCAUAGAUCAUGAUCCUGUAGUCUUACUGCUUAAUUCUGUGCCGUUUAGGAGCUUACUCAAUUUAUUGUUUAUGUAGGCCUAGCCACACCUCCCCUUGUUGUCACUCUUACAGCCUCCAGGAAAAAAAAGGUUUAAUUUUGACAGCAAUGUUUGUUUAUGUAAGGAGUUCUUAUAUCCUGCUCAGUUAAUUGAACUUUAAUUCCACACAAGUGGCUUCUGUAGACUCUACUAAAAAAAUUAAUAGAACAUGAGAUUAGAAAACUCUCAAUUAACACGUUGUGCAAUAAGGGAAGCUAAACAAAUUAGCCUACUUUUCAGGAAGUGUGUAGGCAGGCUGUUUGUGCCUUAACCGAGGGAGAUGUGACUAGGGCUGCAUAAACAAAGUGAUUUAAAUUACAGAGAAUUGAGCAGUUUCAUGGCAGUGACAUGAUUUAAACGCCAAGACCACUUCAUUAAACUAAAGUUGUUUUGGUGCUUACAGUGUCCCUUUAAAUGAUGUAUGUUCCAAGAUAGCUUGCUAUUUCCCUCUUUUACACAAUUUUUAAAAGCAAUUUCCCCAGAGGGCAUUUGCUGAGUAAUGCCUAACCGUAAUGGAGGAUGAUGUAAUUUGUCUGUGUAUUAAGAGAAAUGAAUCAUAGUGAUUACAUCAUCUCUGUGCAUUUGUGAAUUGUUCUAUAAAUUAUUUGAUAUUAAAGUGUUAUAUAUAUAUAUAUAUAUAUAUAUAUAUAAAUGCAAACGUUUCUUAAAAUCUGGAAAAUAAAAAAUAAUGAAUUGUAUUGGUUUAUUGAUCAGUUCUUCUUCAGCUUGAAAUUGUAAAAUGUCAAUCCUCCUUGACAUUUUGAAUAGUUAUAAAAGUUUAUCAAUAAUUGUAUAAAAGUUUAUCAAUAAUAUACAAGAUCAAGUGAAACGAUAUUGUCUUCAUGGAAAUAGGCUAGGCUUCACAAAUGUUAAUUGGCUCUGCUUGCCAUGUCUCCUCUUCGUUGAGGAUUCAGGAAUUAAAUAUCCCACUGCUACAUUGCGGUGGAAGUAUAAUAGAAUAUAAUUUGCCAUUUCCAUUCUUUAUUUCGUUAAAUCUUGAAAACACAGCAUCAAUGUCUUCGAUUAUGUUUUUUGUGCAAAAAUGCAAUUAAAAAGGUGUUAUAAUUGUAAAAUGCGAUCUAUUUAAAUCAACAAGUUGUCGCUAAAUAGGUAAAACGAUCGUUAUCCAAAGAUUUUACCCACAAUCAACUACCAAAAAAGGAAUAGCACAAUUAACCACCAUAGUUAACAACUGUGUCUAUUUCAUGCCCAUUUUAGACUUUUUAGAACAGGUCUGUUGGUAUUGUUAAGUAAUAGACCAUAUGUUUAAAAUGAACUCUAUAUCUGUUUUAUACCUGCCUGAGGAUAACAGGUUUAAGACAUAACUCCCCUGUAAUCAUACAUACUGCUGUAAUUGACUCUGGUAGCACCCUGGACUUAUAGUAAUGUAUCUCUAAACAGGGGUUCUUUUCACCAGCCAAAACCCAGUGAUACCCAUAACAGGUAAAUUAAUUAUUUAUGUAAAGCACUGAUGGCUCCAACCAAUCCUGUGCUCCUAACACAAUUAAGGACAUUGAAAAAAACAUAUUACUGACUCAUCACUCUCACAUAUACCCUACCUAAAUGUUGCCAUUUAACAAAUUAAAAUAAUUGUAAUAUAAACCUUUAUAUGAUUAUAUGGUGAUCAGGGAAAGUUGGCCCAUUUGUGACAUUAAAACCCACACUAGCGAUAAAAGGUGUUUAUUGAAAAUGUUUCUAAGGCAUGUAAUGCAUUGUGUUUUUUAAGUGAACUAUUCUAUAUCUAUUAUAAUACUAAAUACAAAAACAAUCUUUAUUAUAGUUGAUAAUUGGACUGAAAUUAUUAUAUGUUUAGCCCUAUAUUAUUUAAAAUACAUCAACUAUAAAAACGUAUCAUUCUACUGAAAAAAUUGACUUUCUCACCCCACCGGAUGGUAUUUUGUGUAUUCCACAUUCUUUUGUCCUCUACCAGAGGACUAGGAGUCUGAGGAGUAUCUUAGCUGUUCCUAGAACUGCACUCUUCUGGACAUCGAUCUCAGAUGCCCAAACUGGAAUCUGUUGAAGCCACUCUCCCAGCUUGGAAAUCACAGCCCCGAAUGCUCCUAUGACAAAUGGGACUACUACUGCCUUCACUCUCCAUAUCCUUUCUAGCUCUUUUUUCCAUCUUUAGUAUUAUUUGUCCACAUCUUUAUUUUUCUUCUUCCUGAUGUUAUGGUCACUGGGUAUUGUCACAUCCACCACCACUGCUGUCUUCUGUUCCUUAUCUACCACCACAAUGUCAGGUUGGUUGGCCAGUACUUGCUUGUCUGUCUGGAUCAGGAAGCACCACAGGAUCUUAACCCUGCCAUUCUCAACUACCAUUUGUGGUAUCUCCAUUCUUGCCUUAGGCAAGUCUAGCCUAUAUUUUGUGCAGAUGUUUCAGUACACAAUCUCAGCAACUUGUAUGCUGUUCCAGCCAAUAUUUUGUACUUGGAUACAAUGUGCUAGAUCGUCUCAGAGGACUCUAUGCAGUCUGUACCUUGGGUCCUGUUUGGUGUGAUAGACCUUCACUUCUAUUUUUCUGGUUCUGAGUGCCUAUUCCUGUGCUGCAAUGAUUAGUGCCUCAGUUCUGUCUUGGUGGUUCAGAUAUCUGUGGACCACUUUUCCUAUCCAUGCAGAGCCUUACAAAGCUAGAAACAUAGAUAACGUGGACAAUUUUACCAGUCUGAUUGUUUUAGGCUACAAUUUGAAAUUCACCGAACCACUGAAUAAAUCUGAAAGAAUUCUGUGUUCUGAUUGGUCUCCCAGUAAAAACAAAAUAAGCAGGUGAGGGGUGGAACUGAUUAGAGAAAUAGAGAGAUACAGAUAUAAACUUUACAUUUUAAUAUUUUGGUAUUGGCUUCCAGUAUGUUAUAUCCUUUUUCAGUGAAAGAUCUGUUUGAAUUGCACAUUUACAAUGCCCAUAGACACAGAAAAAAUUCCUCACUAAAAUAAAAUAAAAAUUAAACCUAGUAUUCUUAACAUUUAUUCAGAUUAUUCCGUUUCACUGGAUAAAGGAAAUGUCACUACAUAUACCUAGAAUAUGACAACAUGUUAUAGAUCUGGAAGAAAAUCUGCUAUAUAGGGUUUUUACAAUAAUAUAGGUAGGUACUUGCAUUAGAAUGACAAUUCGUAUUCGUAUAUGUUAGUCCAAUGUGAUGACACAUAAGUGGAUACAUCAUACUAUAAUGAUGUACAAAGAAUGGUAUGCUUUAUUAACCAGUAUAUAUAUAAUUUUAUAUUAAAGGCACAUAUCAACAUGAGUUUUAUAUAAAUCUAGGUAUUUAUAAGGUAUAUAUAAUAUUAUGGAGGUACAGUUCAAUGUGGGUGCUUGUUCUUAAUGAAGGUGUAUCUAAUCAGAUAUAUUAUCUUAUAGCGAAAGUACUUUUAUUUUAGUUUAUAAGAGAGUAACAUCCCCUGGAUGUUGGGCAAAAGUAACAUCCCUAGGACGUACUUGGAAACAAUCUGAAUGUACCUUCCCUUGUUAAAUACUUUGGUGUUAUUAUAUUUGUGGUAUAUAUCAGUUUAUUAAGUUGCACAUCCCAUAUAGCUUUUUAAUUAAGGUACACAUUCUAAUUUAGGCCUCAAUUUAAUAUAUUUGGAUAAGCUUUUCAAAUGAUUUUACACUUUUUUAAAAAACUUUUCAACUAAUUUAAUAUUAUGACAAUUGUUUUGAAAUUUUAUAUUUUUAUAUUUUUUUUAAUUUAUUGGUAUAUUUUGUAUAUAUUAUAUAUUUUCUGAUAUUGUAAUAUUUAGAGAAUUUAAAAAAAAAAGUUUAUCGAAAAUAUUAAAGCUGGACCUUAGUUGGGAAAUAAUCAUGGAGACGCCCAAGUUGUACUUAAAAACUAGAGAAAGUUAACUUUCUAAAUUAAAUACCUGACCAUAGUAUUGUUGGAAUUGCUACAAUCCCAAUCAUCAAGGUAAAUUGCAUAGUUUGUAUUAACACAAAGGUGUGAAUAGGUUCUAUAAUUGGUACAUUAACCAAGUGAGAUAGCUCAACGACUCGAUAUCUCAAUGAUUUACUCUAUGCUAUCUGCUGGAGAUGCAAUCUAAUUAAAAUUUUCGUUUGAUUUACUGAUCAGUUGCAUUUAACUUAAUCUAUUUGUCUGGCAAAAAGUUCAUUAUAAAGCAUAGCUGGGAGCAUAUAGCUUGCUCGAGAAUAAUGUCUGCUUCUCGCAGGCUGAUGAUGGUUUUAUAAUCAAAUUCAUGUUAUAUCACCGAGAGCACUUUGUAAAAAUAAUGAGAAACUGUAAAACCAUCGAGGCUUAUUUCUUAAGAUCUUAUAAACCAUAAAGCUUUGCAAGUGACAUAUCUGGGUUAACUUGAGGGAUCUCUGUCACAGCACGCGCUUCAUGUGUGUGCCCUAAAAUAUCUUCCCCAGGUAAUUACCCAUUGAAAGUCAUGGUAGGGGGUACAAUCUCCAAGCAACUGGAAAAGAGAGUGAUAUUUCAUGAUGCAUAAUCUUUUCAUUUACUGUCCUAAAUUAGCAAUUAAAUAUUCAACUUGACAAUUAUAUACACUUAUUUAGUAGUAUGUAUUCUUAAUGUAGAUCUAAUAAAAAUUCAGAAAAUGAAUGAUUCAGAGUAAUAACAUUAAAUUGUUUUUACUAGAAAAGUUUUGUAAUAAUAGGAAGGUUUCUGUUGAAUAAAUAAAAUGAUAAGUUGUAUGCUAAAUGAAAAUAUACUUAAAGGGAUAUUAUACCAAAACCACUACAGCUUGGUAGUGGUUCUGGGGAAAAGAUCCUGUCCCUUACAUGUUUCUGAGAAAAGACAGUGCCUAAUGUCACCUCUAGUGGCUUCCACUCAGACUGUCACUGAAGGGACUUCCUGAGUUCACUCCGGCAAAUAUUGCAGGACCGACUGAGCAACUCCACGCUUUGCAUCUUUAUGAGGAGAUGUUAAUUUGUGCAGAGUGGAGAUAGCUGCACUACCUGUGUCAGAAUGUGUGGGUCAGUGAUUAUGUGUUGUGUGUCGAAUAAAGUGUGUGCAUGUGUAGGUUAGUGAGGGCAUGGUUUGAUUAAACAAAUUCAACAAUUUAUAUUUACGUUUUUGAGUAGUAUGCAUUUUGUGUAUUAUAUUAGUAUUUGCAUGUGUAUAUAUUAUAAACAUCACUUACAUAUGCAUAAAACACUCAAAUUGUAGAGAAUAAAAAUCUGAAUCACAUUACUUUGAAAAUGCAGCCAACACCCACCACAUACAGUACAUACAGGCAGCACAUACCACAUAUUCAUUGCAUACAGGCAGCUGACACACAUUAUAUACAGCCAACACCCACCACACACACACAUUACAUAUAUCAAACAGACUAUGCACAGUGCAUACAGACAGCACACACUGCAUACACACUACAUACAGGCAGCACAUACCACGUAUACAUUACAUAGAGGCAGCAGAUACACAUUACAUACAGCCAAUAAACACCACACACACUAACUGUAGCAAAGUUAGAGAAUAUUUCCAGAUUAACUAUUUUCACUUAUUAUUCCAUUCAUUUCAGUUUUUGAAAAUGAAUUUAGCAAAUAGCCCUGUCAAUGUCCACAACUCUAGGCAAGGGUCCCCAAUAAUUGCUAUUAUUUUGUGUUAAGAUAAGUAGAUUGUCCUGUUGGACGAGUAGAUUGGGCUACCACUUUAGUCCCUUGGACAAGUAGAUUUAAUAAAAAAAUAAAAAUAAACAAUCCACAUCCUUGUAUGUAUAUUGAUGUUUUUGAGAAAAUUUUACUUUUCUAUCUUUUUUGAUGCGCAGCCAUUUUGGGUCAGAUUCUACUGUUAUCUGACCAACUGUCUGAGUACAUGAAAAAGAAAACAAUAACAGGUAAUAGUGCAGAUUAGCAGUAAUAUACAGUGAUCCGUUCCAUAAAUUAACACCUUAAAUCAUUCUAAGUCUUUUCAUCAGCUCACAAUUUGGGCAUAUUAAGAAAUUAUAAGGCUUCACACAUUUCCAAAAAGACAACCAGAAAAAUCUUCAAAAUAAUACAGCCAUAUAUGAGGAGAAAGAAUACAGAGAUCAUAGUGUAAAACAAUAUUACAUUUAUUGUAAAGACUAAAAGAAUAUGUAUACUUAAAAUUAGGGCCAGCCCACAGUAAAUGACUCUCACAAACACAGCUAAAAUAUAUAUGAAAUAUAGAAAGUAGACCAACUCUGGUCCAGUCACUGCAGAUGCCGUCUCUCAGAUACUUUCACCAAAAUAUACAAGUAGAUUUAGAAGCAUUGCAUGUUGCGUUAAUACUAAUGCAUUUCUUUAGAUAUAUAUAUAUAUAUAUAUAUAUACAUACACACACACAAUACAGGGAUGAGGGCACUCACUAUUCUCCAAUUUCUUUUCCAAACGGAAUGAUGUAAUGUCUUGGUGCACCACGCUGGAACCAAUAUAUAUCCAAAUAUUUCAGCAAAGAAAAGUGGGCACUCGCAGGUCUUGUUUAGUGAAAAAAAUUUGCAAAUUUAUUAUUGUAGCAUCAACAUUUCAGAUAUUAGUAGCACUCGGCAAUUUAUUGGUUUUCAGUACAGUUAAAAGGUAAAGUAAGUACAGUGUAUGGAUGUAAUAAUAUCUUAUCUAUAUAAUAAAAGAUACAGGUGCUGUAGAUAUGCAGGGUAUGUAUGUGUAACUUUUCUUUUAUACAGAUAUAAAAAUGCACUUUAAGAUUGAUGUAAGAUUCAUUAUUUUUACACAGUUUUUACACAGUUGCUCAGCUCUAAUGGAGAAAGGUGCUUGAUCCAUUUUUUAAACAUUAAAACAAAAAAGCUAAAGUUGAAAGUGAUCUUACUGGAGGUGUAGAUAGCUGCAGUAAGCAAGUAGUGAGCAAGUAGUGCAGGUCUUACCAAUGUGUUGCCAAAGGUUAUUUUUAAAAAUCAUUGCAAUUGAUAUUAGGCAUGUGCAUGGGCAAAAAAAAUGGUACGGUUUGGAAAUUCGGGUAAGUAAAAAAAUGUGUCUGCUUCGGCAAUUCAGAUCAAUGGCAUUUGGUUCGGUUCAGCACUUUGUAAGCAUCCGAAUGUCCGAAUGGCAUGAAGUUCGUACAAAUGAACAUUCAGAACUAAACGAAUUGCACAUGUCUACUUUAUAUAUCCUAAAUAAUAAUCGGCUAAGGAUGUUUGUCUGAUGCAGUCAUGCGCAGUAGAGACUGCACAUGACUGCAAGGGACAAACAUCCCAUGCCAUGUGUUGAGGGAGCAAAGUACUUACGAAUGUCCGAAUGGCAUGAAAUUUGUACGAAUAUACAUUCGCAACGAAACGAAUCGCACAUGUCUAAUUGAUAUUAUAAUCACAUUUCUGGACAAAGCAGCAUAAUGAAGUUUACUUAAGUUUUGCUAUAGUCAAAGACUGGUUUUAGAAUUACAUUAUAUUUAAUUUCCUUUUUCAUUUUCUUCUUAUCUCUACAUUGAAACAUGAUCACAGAAUCAUGCUCAGCAUAGCUUUUUGAUCAUACAGUAGUUUAUCUGUUACGAAAUCCAAAUGAGACGUCAUAGUCUAGUCACAUAUCACAAUUUCGUUGGAGUCAAGUGGCAAGUUCCUUUUGUUUUGUUGGAUUACUCAGGACUUUUUAAUUUAUUUCACAUGAAAAGUUUUCCAAACACCAAGAAAACAGUUAUCCAACAUGCUGGAUGAUUAAAAAUAAUGUCCUUUAUUGGCAGUUGUACAGUAUGGGAAAAGUCUAAUAAAGCAUUUUUAUUCAAACAUAUACAUAUAUAAACAUUGUUGGGAGGGCAUAUAUAUUUUCUAAUCACACCACUAAUGCAUCUCAUUACAUUUAUUUUAAACACGAGUAAGUUAUUAGUCAUUAGUAAGUCAUUAUUCGAAGAUCACUAUGAUUGGCAAAAUAUUAAUUUAUGCGUAUAGUACAUUUUAGGCAUUUUGUGAUUAUAUUGCUAACCUAAUGUUACUCAAGCAGUUACUCUGAAUUAAGUAAGAAUUGUAAUAUUGAGGCUAAAAUCGCCAAGCAAACUAAGCUCUGGGCUAGAGCUUAGAUUGAUAACCCCUUAAACAGAGUUUAUUAUCAUUUGGAUCAUAAUGAAGAAAGGGGUUUAAGCUAUCACAUACCAUUGAGAAAAUGACUAAUGCAGUGGUUUGAGUACCUCCAUAUUAGGUAUUAUUAUGACUGACACAAAUAUAGCAAAAGAAAGGUAAAACGCACGCACUUUGUAUUAAAGCUCACAUUUUUAGGUAUAAGGUGAUAAUAUUCCCACCCAGUAAUAUAGUUGUCCUCCAUAUAAGAAAAAGAUGAUGGAAUAGAGUGUUUUCUGCAUAAUAUUAUAUAUGGAGAGAAUUGAAAAUGUACUCACAAUUUGUUGACCAAUGGAUUUGCUCAGUAUUUGCAGUGUUGGUGGAACAAUCCACACCAAGGAUUUGAAGGUAGUAAUCCAGGAAGACAUGCUUCAUGUAGUGUCAGGAACAAUGAAAGCGUAAAAUAAAUUUAAAAAAUAACAAUAAAGACUACCAGGUUCAAAUGUAGCCUACUAUUUGGUCCAUGUCAAAGUCAUUCAGAUCUUUAAAAGACAUUGUGCUCUAGACUAAGGGGUGGCCUCAGCUCCAGAUUCACAUAUGUACAAUAAAGGGUGAAGGCCAGGUACUUGGUAGACUUUUAAUGAAGUAACUCACAUAAAGACAAUGCAUCAGUCACACAACAUGAUCUUUAUCAAGUCAUUUUGAUAAAGAUCUCAUUGUAUGACCAAAACAUUACCUACAUGUGAACUGUUCCUGUAAAGAAAAAGAACACAGUGUGUCUGGACCUCAUCCUUUAAUGUACAUACGAGCAGAAAUCUACAGUCAGCUGUACAUUAAAUGCACACAACAUAUUGACAAAUAUACCGUGAUCAAAUCCAAGAGCAUGAAUUCUAAUGAGCUGAGCCAGCUUUCAUUUUCAGUGCAAUAGUGAAAUGCUCGACAAAAGCUUGGGGAUGAAGGUAAUGAUAUCAGGACAAUAUGUUUUGCAUGAUUUUCUUGUGCCAUAUGGCUAACUCUAGGUGUUGUAUCAAACUGCGUCAGUACUUAAGCAAAAAUAUCUUGCCUUCUGUCAUUUAUUACAAGCCCUGGGGUGUUUUAAGGUAUCUAUUUAAAAUUGCAUUUUUAUAUAUCAUUCACAAUUUUUGGAAUAUCAGUAAAAUAUGUUGUGCAUUAAAAUAUAGUUAACUUUCCAUUUAGAAUUAUUGUUUAUUAUUUGUAUGUAUUUGUAAGGAAACACAUAUGUGAACAUGUAUAUAUCAAAAUAAUGUUCUGAGAUCAAUUUGAUAUAAUGUACUGAAGUACACUCCAAUCUAAAUUAGAUUUAAUGCUUUUCAAGUUCAUAAAUUCUUAGGUGCAAUGGUGGCUAUUUUUUUUUUUUUUUUUUUACAAAAUCUAAGAAAUGUUAAGUAAAUUACUGGAAAUAAAAAAAUGGCAAUGGAAAAAAUAACCUACAGCGCCAAAGCAAAACACAGCGUUUUGUGAAUAAAAAAGAUCUGAAAAUGUUUCAUAGGUAUUGUCAUUGCUCCAAUGUACAAAUUUUUGGCAAAUUCUUAAAUAAUUGUUGCUUUAUGAGAUGAACCCACUAUAUUGGAAAUCUGUUCUCAGGUGCUAUACAGUUCAAAAUUAGAACCCUUAAAAAAUUAGGGACAUCAGAUUUUAGACCGACAGAUUUUGUAAGUAAAUCCCAUUUAUUUUACUUAAAUUUAGAAUCAGUGUGUGACAUCACAGUGCCAUAAAACAUACAACAAAUACCUAAUGCUACCAGGUAGGGUAACUCCUAUCAAUUUAGGGCAUUUGGGAAAAAAAAUUUUUUUAGUUGCUGCCGUAAGAUUAAAUGUAUGCUAGCCCUAAGCGUUACUCUAAUUCUCAAAAGGUAUGCAAAAUCAAAGAUGUAUAAUUUUAGACAUUUGAUAUUUGUGGAUCUGAUAAGACAGCUGUGGUAUAAAGUAAAACAAAAAUAAAGUUAACUUCAAGUGAACCAUAGUUUGGUUAGAAGAAUGGCAUAUAAAUCAUUACUUAUCAUCAUGAUCUUAAUAAUUUGUACAGGUUUAAUUCCCAAAUAUGAACAAUCAUCCUCCCAAAAAUAAGAAAUAAUGACUUAUCGACUAAGAAAAAAUACUGUAUUUUUUUUUUAGUUCUCACUUCAAAAAAUAAUGCUAAUUAAACUAAGGGAAAUAGAAAAUGCCAAUGGCAAAAACUGCCUACAGCGCCAAAGAAAAACAUGAUUGAGAAAAAAAAUCCCAAAAAUGUUAGCAAAGUCUAAAACCCGAAUCCAUAUAAUAUGAUUAACCUAACUAACUGCUAUGUUAUUGUACAGCUUGGUAUCAUAUAAGAAAGCUAACUGUGCCAUAUUUUUACUUCCAGCCUACAAAGAGAAGAUGAAGGAGCUCUCUAUGUUGUCUCUUAUCUGCUCCUGUUUUUAUCCUGAGCCACGCAACAUCAGUACAUAUACAUAUGAUGGUAAGUGAUCAUAGCUAAAAUUGCUAAGUGAAUGCAAAUGUCAGUGAUUUUCUGAUUGUAGUGUCUGUAAUUUGGUUAAACGUCUGCAAUUAUGCACUCAAAUGUUGUUUGGAGUCCAUGCUUCCAUGGCCUGCUCUAGAUUAUCUUAUUUUAGAAACCGACAUCAAAGUAUGUUUCACUGGGAAAUGUAUCCCUUAAUUGUAUUAUAUUGAUGUUAACUUGAAGGAUAACAUUGAGAUUUCAAUUGAUCGGUUGAUUCACAUUUCCCUUUAAUUCACAUGUCCUGUUCACUGAGUUAAAAUUUUACUAUAACUCUAUGAGAAAAAUAAUUUGGAGGCUGGAUGCCCAUGGAAAGCAAAGAGUUAAAUUUAAAACAAAACCAUUUCCCCAUCUCCCUUCAUGUUAGAACCUUGAAUUCCUGGUGGUAAAUCUAGAUUUAAAUUGAGAAACUGAAAUUAUCUCAUUUAAAUUCCAUUUUGUGAUGAAAACCCUAAAGCAAAAAAACUUGUCUGCAACAGAAAGCACUGAGCUGAAAAAUACAGAAGUAUUAAUGUAUCGUCACAUUCCCUGUAUUAUCUUUAGUAAUUCUGCUUUUUUUGUUGGUUAGAAAUAAAAUAAAAUAAAAAAAAUACAAGAUUGCGGAACACAUAGACAUCUUUCCUUAACAGGUUUUUAAACCUGCCAUCCUGAGAGAAAAAAAAUCGAAUACACGUAGCGAUUUUCUCAUCUGAUUUGCAGGAAUCAAUUAAGUAGCAGAGUGUUUCAAAUGCCAUUAAAGUAAGCGUAUUGUUUAUCGGCCCUAGAGUUCAAUAAUUAACAGCCAGGCCUCAUAAACUAAUGCACAGUUAAAAGUAUUAAUGAUAUAUAUAGCUGAUUAGUGUAGGAAACCAGUAUCACUGAAAUUGUACACAAUUCCAUUAACUCGCCUGCUGUCAGGGAUCAGAGCAGAGCCAAGGUUCCUAGUAGAGUAAUAUUAAAAACAAAGGGAUAGAUAAAACAUUAUAAUGACCUUAGAGUGGACUGAGUUAAUGUUAAAGUGUAUUGCAUCUCGAGACUGGUCAGGGUAUCAUAAGAAAUGUUUUUGUGGGCAGCGGACAAAAAACAAACCAUGGACAAGCUAAGAGCAGAGUAACAGAGGACUGGAAAAUGGAUAACAUGCAGAAACCACAAUUGGGGUCAUGAUGAUAGGUAUCUUGGAUAGGUCCUAACCAGCUGGCUUCGAUUGGUCCUAACCAGUUAUCAAGCAUGGAUCACAUCCAAAUACAUGUUGUAUUUGUAUUGGAUGGGUGACAAAUCUAUAAUCAUAUAAAAAUAAAUAGUGAAAAACAAUCUUUAGUAGAUUCUUCCGGCAUCAAACAAAUUUCUAUUUCUUUUUUUUUUUUUCAAGGUUUUUAUUAAUAGCAUUCCAUAAGUACAGGUAAAGUGUAGCAGUAACAAGACAGAGUAUAUCGCUGGGCGGGCCAGCCAGUUAUGCAGGUCUGGUUGCAGUUAACAAUCGUACAGUAUAUGCGUUACAGAUCACAUAUUUGGCAUUGACAGCUGUGUUUUACAUUAUGGUGGUGUGCGUAAUUUGUGGGGUAUUGUAUGUGGCGAGGGUUAGCUGUGCACCGCGAUAUCAGUGUGGUGCAUAUUGCUGGCAAGAUGCGGGCAAGGUGCGAGGUAUGGGUCUUGUAAUGUGCGAUUUGAUAUUCACGGACAAGGAGGGGUAUCUUGCGGGCAGUUGGGGGACGUAGCAAACACAUUUCCAAUACAUUAUGGAAGUUAGUGCUCCUGUAACCAUAAACAAAAUACUGUUGCAGUUACCUAGGGCCUAAUGUAUAGCAUGUGUAUGUUCCGGCCUAUGAGGCCCUCUAAAUUAGCUUGAGAAUCCAUGUUUUUGUAUUGAUGGAGGGGAAAAGAACCAAUGGACUAAGAAUCUAGAGCCUGCAAGGGUUAUACUCAUAUCUUUUUACUAGAAGGGAACCUGCUACACCAGUUAGAAGAAACUUUAUACCAUGAAACGGACUCUGGCCCUGGAUCCCAAAUGAAGGGUUUACAACUCACAGAGAAGAGGGAAAAUACCUAAGCUUUAUCAAAAAAUAAAGACUUUGUAUGAUUUAGACCCAAUCUUGGUGGUAUGAAUCUCUUGACAAAUUAACUAAACAUGGCCUAAGUUAAAAAGGUAUAAAUCAGUUGAGCCACUAAUUGUUAUGAGACACAGGGUAGACUGUUAUAAUAAAUGACAUUGAUCAAGGAAGAUGAUAAGCUUUAUAAAGAGAUAUAUUUUAGGAACUUUUUAAAGGACCAGAGUCUGGAGAAAGCCUAAAGGUACAUAAGUAAGGUAUCUUGUUCCAUAUGAAUGUUGCUGCCCUAGUUAAAUUGUGUAGGCUAGAAUUAGCAAUGUAGGUGCAAAGACAGUAUCCACUUAACUGUCAGAGCAGAGUGACUGCGAAAUGAUGUCAGAGAAACUUGUUAAGAGCUUUGUGUUCAUAUUUUUAAUGGUAUUUGGAAGGGUAUGGGAAGCCAGUGUAAGGUUUGACAUAGAAAUGAUGUGUGAGGAGUUGCAAGUAACAAUAUUAAAUCUGGCAACAUGCUUUUAAUAUAUCUGGCCUGAUUAUUUGAUCCUAGUUGUCUUUAUUAUAAUGCUCCUCCCUGAUUCAGUAGGAAUGUGUAUCUAUGGGAACUAGAGGCACACUUGCAGAAGUUCCUUCCAUUUAUGUCAAUGUCUUACUGUUAUUUGCAGAUAUGGAAGUGAAACAGAUUAACAAGCGUGCAUCUGGACAGGCGUUUGAGCUGAUUCUGAAGCCGCCCUCUCCAGUGUCAGAAGCCCCACGGACCUUGGCCUCUCCAAAGAAGAAGGAUGUUUCCUUAGAAGAUAUCCAAGCAAAAUUGGAAGCUGCAGAGGAGAGACGAAAGGUGACCUGGUGUAAAAUGUGUGGUCUUAAUUUCAUAAUUGGCUACUGAAUCUAAAGUAUACAUAUUCUUCACAUAAACCCUUAAAAACAAUAUUACUCAAGCACAUUAAAUAAUGCACAAAUUCAAGUAUAGGAUUACAAGAUGUAGUGUAUAUUGCAAUGUCUCUGUGCUCCUUAUAUUCUUAUAACAAUCAGGAUUAUCCCUGUAGCCUCUAAAUUUCUCUUACUUGCAGAGUUAGGAUGUGCACACAGGUUAACAGACUGCAGUAUUAUUUCCGCUAUGACACUAAAGCAAUUUCCCUCUUUUUAUAGUAAUCCAAUUCUCAAUUUCCUUAUUGACAAUCUUACAUCAGACAAAAAUAAUUAACUCUUUCUUAUGCAUAACUCUCUAGCUAUAUAAAAUGUGCUCAUUUACACAUGACUUAUCAAACAAGUCAUAUAUAGCUGAUGUCCUUCUAAAACAUAUUUACCCUAUUGAGACACCAUAAAUACAGUUAGUGUGACACGUUUUAAUCAAUAUGGAUUAUUGUACAUUUAGAUCAAGAUGUACCAAUCAAUAUUUCAGACAUAUAUACUUCCCAUAAAACAUAACAAUUUUACUGUAUAUUAUUACAGUGUUGCUGAGAGUAAAAAAAAAAAUUUUUCGAGAAAUUUAACAAGCAAAUAAACAGGUAAAAAUAUAUAUUUUUUAAUUUAAAUGAUACUACUAGAGAAUAAUUAUUCGAGGUAUAUACUUCCAGCAAAAGGUCUGCAAGAAAAAAACCUUUUUAGACAAAACAUUGGCAUGUAUAAGUAUUUAUAUUUUUAUUUUUUUAUAACGUGCUCACCUACCUUUACCAAUACAAAGAGAGACAAAACCUGACAUUUUCAAGAUUUAUACAUCGUAAGUCAGUUCCGUCACUUACAAAAAAAUCUUCUUAAAAUAUGGUAGCAGAACACGUGUGCUAUAUAUUCAUAUCUGCGUUUUUUGAAAAUUUCACAAAAUACACAACUAAAACUCGGAUUUGAGUACAUGAGCGUUAUCUUUCAAGCGAAUCAACAGGGUAUUUAACCGAAAAUGUUUUUUUGUUCAUUAAUGUCAGCUUCAAGAAGCACAAAUACUGAAGCAACUGGCAGAAAAGAGAGAACAUGAGAGGGAAGUUCUCCAAAAGGCACUGGAAGAAAAUAACAACUUUAGCAAAAUGGCAGAGGAAAAAUUGACCUUCAAAAUGGAACAGAUCAAAGAAAACCGUGAAGCCUACUUAGCUUCUGUCCUGGAACGUCUUCAAGAGAAGGUAAGAAGAAUUUUCACAUUAUUCUCAUCUCUGCAUAAUUAUAAAAACUCAUUUCUAGGCAUUCCAAGGUCAGAUGACAUUCCAAAUUCCAAUUUAGAUUUAUAUGCAGAUACAUGUUUUAAAAUAGUCUACCCCAAGGUAAAAACAUUAGAUUUUUAAACCAAUAUAUCGGUACGAGCAUAGAACAGAAGUGAUACUUCUCUAAAAUUGACAAUUCAUUACUCCCUCACCUUUGUAAAUGCUAUUGGGUUAUUUUCUGGGGUAAGUGAAAAUAGACUUACCUCUGCACAAUAAUUGUAAAAGAGACAUAUCAAUCUGUAGUUUGCUUGCAUUAGGGGUUUGUUUAGUUACAAAACCUUGGUCCAUGGGGGUCAAAUGACAGAAUUAGUCCUUUAACCCCUUAAGGACCAAACUUCUGGAAUAAAAGGGAAUCAUGACAUGUCACACAUGUCAUGUGUCCUUAAGGGGUUAAAUUACGCAAUUAAAAUUACAGAUUAUAAUACCUACAUGUUUGCCCACAAACUAUAUAUAUAUCCCGGAAUAUGGUUUACACCCUUCUUCUGAGCACCCACCUUUUUGAUUUUCUCUUAUUUCCUUUCUUUUCUAACCUUGUAUUCAUAUUAAUAAAAUUUACAAUUGUAUGUUUACAUUGUAUGCAUGCUGUAUGUAUAAUUAAAGAUUUAAAUUUAAUAGCGAUAUAGAAUAGUUGUGAGAAAAAAACUGAAAUGAAAAACAUAUUUGAUUUUAUAUUUGGAGUAAACAAAACUCAACUUAUCUGUUACAAGAAACUUUUUUGAGUUUGCACUGUUGGUCUGAUCACUAAACACACACAAUGUUAUUUACUAUAGUAUGAGUUGUCAGGAAUUCACCAGGAAAUUUAAGACCCAACCAGUUAGGCUAUAUAUAGAUAUAGCUAGCUUGGAGAAUGUUUUCCAUUUCAACUAUCUUGUCUCAGAUUUGUAUUUUCCUGGUAAAUUCUUCAUCAAUCGCUGUUUAGAAUUAGGAAGUAGGUGAACAAUGGGCCAGGUUGCGGAUACCGUUGGGACCUGUGGUUUAUGACAUCAUAUUAAAAUGAAUUUGACACAGACACAGGGAUUGGCAUCAGCAGCCUGUUAGUACCAUGCAAUGGGUUGGAAUGAGAAGUGUUCAUGGUCCUGCGAGAGUUCCUUUAACGCCUUAAGGACCAAACAUCUGGAAUAAAAGGGAAUCAUGACAUGUCACACAUGUCAUGUGUCCUUAAGGGGUUAAUUUGCAAUGAUACAGGGACACAUCACUGCCCAAAUAAAAAAAGAAAGAAAGAAAGAAAGAAAAUCACUGUUAAGCAUAUAUAUUCACCAUUAAAACAUGCAUGCAUUUAAUUAUGCAUUUUUUUCAUGGGGGGUAUAUCUAGAAACUGCUUGCAAAAACUGCAGGUCUCUUGUUUGAAACCUUUUGCAAGCCAUCUCCUUCUAACCUCAUCCAGGCAACCUGUGGUCUAAUCACAGACUUCCCCAUGCAAGUCAAUAAAAAGUCUUUGAAAGGCAGGUGCUCUGGGCAAUUGACUUUGUCUUGUGGUUAUCAUAACUGAACUAAACAAGCAGGAAGAAACAGCACCGGAUUGACAGCCGGGGGGGUGGGGGGGUGUAACUAGGUUAAUUUCCAAAAGUGCCAAUUUCUAUUGAAAUCUGCACUUUUUGUAAAAUGAAAAUAGAGGACACACAUAAAGCAAGCUGAAGUGCUUUAUGGGUUUGGAAUAUCCCUCAAAGAUGAACAUAGAAUGUUAAACAUCACAAACUCUUACAUACAUAGAUUAUUGUAAUUGUAUGACUUGGGGAUUUCUAUUUGUUCCAUUACAAAACCAUGUGUUGAUCCUUAAAGGUUUUCAACCUUGACAAAUGCAUAAUGGUAAUGAAAAUACUGGUAAUAUCCAUGCCAGCUGCACAGAAGUGUUGAAGAGCUUUACACUUGUUCCAUGUAUGAUAUGAUAUUUUGUAGCACAUUGUGCAAGCCCUCAUAGCCUAGGGCAGGGGUAGGCAACCUUCGGCACUCCUAAUAAUGUGGACUACAUCUCCCGUAAUGUGGACUACAUCUCCCGUUAUGCUCUUAACACAGUAAAGGAGUUUAAGCAUGCGUGGGAUAGGCAUAAGGCUAUCCUAACUAUAAGAUAAGGCCAGGGACUAAUAAAAGUAUUUAGAAAAUUGGGCAGACUAGAUGGGCCGAAUGGUUCUUAUCUGCCGUCACAUUCUAUGUUUCUAUGUUUCUAAAGCAUCAGGUAGGAUGUAGUCCACAACAUCUGGCGUGCCAAUGCUACUUACCCCUGACCUAAGGUCUUCUGCAAGUUUCCACAUAUUUUGGCAUACCAAUAGAUUUAGCGUGAUGCACACAACAAUACUAACGCAUGGUAUUGGUAUAAUUUUGCAGGAAAGACAUGCCGCUGAAGUGCGCAGGAACAAGGAACUCCAUGAAGAACUUUUUGGCUGAAAAAAUAUCCCAUUAGUAAUUCCUUUGCCUAUAUAAUUACGGAUCAUGUGAUAUCAGUAUGGAAAAUGUAUGACAUCUAAAAAAAAAAAAAAAUCAAGAAAAAAAAAAACAAGACAAGAACUCAUUAAGAAAAUAAAUUGCGGUCUCUUUGCAGAAUGAUUUGCUUGAUGUUUAAAAAAAAAUGAAAAUUUGGGUCUUAUUUUGUAAAUAUUUACAUUUUUGUUAAAAAAUACAAGUAUUGCAUUAUGCAAGUUAUUUCAUAAUCUUACAUGUCCUGUAACAGGCUUUUGGUGUUGUCUAUUUCCUCUAAAUUGAAUUUGCUGUUUUUUUCCAAGAUGCCCAUGUCUAAACUCAUUUCCUGCAGUAUUUCCUUUAAUGCAACAUACAAUUAGAAGGUUUGCGGUGGCAGGAAGACUUACCAUAACCUAGCUGUACCGAAUAUUUUGUAAGCUUUACAGUUUGUUCAAUCAGUCUUUAUAUCCACAGUGCAAUGAUGUUAGUACAUGUCUGUGUUCUGAAAGAUGCUUAACUGGUGUCAAUAAAAUGCUCUUUCCUAGUGUGUCAUGAAUCGAUGAGGCCUUUUCACCUUUCUGGAGUGUAGGACAGGUCAACCAGUCCGUAGUCACUCAUCUGUUUGUGAGAAAUAGACAGAACUUUACAGGCUGUAUACACAUGCAGUAGGUUACGUUGCUUUUCCACCGAUAUUACACUUGGACAUCACGUUCCCACAAGCAGAAAAAGAAGAACAAAUAAAUUACAUCUACAAUUAUUAUUUCCACUAUUAUAGGGUUGAGUGAAUACCCAAAAAUACAAAAAAAUGUUUUAAAAAAUAACACAUAUUGCUACUGUUAAAUCAAAAACAAUUAUAAUUGUAACCUAAAUAGGGGCAAGAAAAUGAUUUGCAUAUACAAUACUAAGAACAAGAACACUGGAGACAGGCAUUGAUUAAAUAUAACAUAGCUGAAGGUCUAAUUCCUUUGGGUUCAUGUUAGUACAAAAGUUAUUUGGGACACUACAUCACUUAGAAAAGCAGUCUUGGUCUACAGACUUUAUAACCUUUAUGCCAGGGACAAGGUAAUUGCCUAACAUUUAUUCAGCUAUUUUUGAACUAUAAGCCCAAAAUCCAAUGUUAAUCUGUGGCAAGCCGAAGACAAUGGCAAGUCGCAAUUAGGUAACCCACAGAAAACUUUGGUUGAUUUGCGUAGUAUAUACUGUAUAUCGUGUUGUCAUGGAAUAUGUUUGGGGCUUCAGGGCUUACGGAAUUUUGCCACAUUCUUGUUCCAUGGUUUGAUGGCACCAUUAUUAACAAAAAACUAAAAUACUGUUAAGCAUUAAAAUACUGGGAUGAUUAGACAGGGUGCACGUGCCAAGUAUGUAAUUACUAAACAGCCAAAAAAAAAAACCCUUAAAACCUAGUUGCAGUUUUUGAAUUGUUCCUACCCCACGGGAGUAUCUGCCUGCAUAUUCUACUGUUAGUGCUAUUUCCUGUAUGUCAUUGUGAGCAAGCUGUGAUAAAUAAAGAAUUGGGGUUCUGUGAACUGAUACAUGCUUAGACU
Pelobates cultripes (western spadefoot toad) is the source of this 28500-nucleotide messenger RNA. NCBI's taxonomy places the organism in Eukaryota, Metazoa, Chordata, Amphibia, Anura, Pelobatidae. The record is from the annotation of a GenBank genome assembly.